Messenger RNA from Ziziphus jujuba (common jujube), 1042 nucleotides. Its product is annotated as auxin-responsive protein SAUR71. The transcript has a single exon. The record is from RefSeq and is a predicted model, not a curated record. The coding region runs from base 119 to 532 and encodes 137 amino acids. NCBI's taxonomy places the organism in Eukaryota, Viridiplantae, Streptophyta, Magnoliopsida, Rosales, Rhamnaceae. Gene Ontology annotation, biological process: response to auxin.
CAUCCACCCCCUCCUACCUACUCUCUCUCUCAAUUUUCUCUCCCGCUCUGCAACUCUUUCUCGCUCUCCAAACACUCUCUUUCUCUCUUACUCUAUCCUCUCCAUUUUCUCACUAAAUAUGAAGCAGCUUAUCCGCCGUCUUUCCAAAGUCGCCGACUCGUCUCAGUACUGUCUCCUGCGCUCCGAUUCAACUUCCCGCCGGCCUCGCCGUGUCGAAUCGUUCAGAGUGAAGCUCCAACGACGUCGUAGUGGUGGAGGUUCGCAGCAUGUGGUUCCCGAAGGACACGUGCCGGUCUACGUUGGAGAAGAGAUGGAGCGUUUCGUUGUGAGUGCGGAGGUGCUCAACCACCCGAUUUUCAUCGAGCUCCUCAACAAAUCGGCUCAGGAGUAUGGCUACGAGCAGAAAGGUGUGCUUCGAAUCCCUUGCCAUGUCUUCGUCUUCGAGCGCGUUCUUGAAGCUCUUCGUCUCGGUCUUGACCAGUCACCUGACCUCAACGACCUCCUCGCGUCUCUCUCCGACGAUUUCCUUUAGAAUAUUUCAGAACUGUUCUAAGAAAAUCUUUCGGUUUUUUUUUUUCUUCGGAGAGAGAUCUUUGGUAGAUUUCGUAAUUUAGAGAGAUGUUUUUGUCUUUCUCUUUUCUGUAAAUACACUUCUCGAUCGAAAAAAACGAUGCAGGAGGAUGAACAAUUUAGUUUCUUUUUUUUUUUUUUUUUUUUGGGUGUAAAGGAAAAAUACUGCCUACAAGUGUUCUGUUGCUGAAUGAAAAGUGCAAUGGUGAAAAGGAAAUUACAUGUUAAUUAUUUUUUUUUUGUCAAUUUCUCUUUCUAUUAUUUUUGUUUGGCUCCUUGAAAAUCGCGGGAAAAAAGCUGAAGAAAUGUAAGGAAAAUUUGGAUCUUACCCUUGUGGAGUCGUUGAUCAGAAAAAUGGACAAAAAUGUCAGUAGAAAAAAAAAAAAAUAGAGGAAAAGAUCUUAUUUUCUUUUUGUGUUUUUUAUUUUUUCCCAAUUUUUUUCUAUUUUAACGUGAGUAAGAAGUUUUAUUA